AGUCCAUAGGUUCUUCCAGCCUUAAAGAAGACCUGAGCCAUCAUAUCUGGGCAAACUGAAAUCAAACAACAUGUCUAAGAAAUCAGCAGAGAAAGCAGCAGCAGAAGAACCAAGGGCAACUCUACAGUCACCACUGACAUUAACAAUUACAAUAGUGACCGUUGUAGUAGUAGCUUAUGUAUUUAUGUCAGGAGGAGGUGAAGGCAUAGUCGGAGCAGCAGCUGGAGCAGCAGCUGGAGUGGGCAUUUUACACUCAGUAUGGGAAGAAGAAGAAAGAACAGGACUACUAGCCGUAGUAGUAACGGGAGUAACAGGAGGCAUAGCAGGAAUAGCAGCAGCAAUGUUGCGAUCAAUGGUAGGAGAACGUUCACUAACAGGAGCAGCAAUAGUUGGAGCGAUAGCAGGAGCUGCAAUAGUUGCAAUAGCGAAAAAACAAUUACAACAGGUUAUAAAAGAAGCAAAGUAUUUUAUAGUUGCAUUGACACUGUUUGUAGGAGUAGCUCUAGUAGAACUAGUAGGAACUCUAUUAAAAUGGGUAGGAAAUACAAUAAAAUGGGUAAAAGAUCUAAUAAAGUUUGCAGUAUCCCAAUUAAAAGCAGCAGCACAAUGGAUUACAGAAGCAGCAAAAAAAGCAUUCGACACAUUAGCAUCAUUUGGAACAUCGGGAUCAGCAGCAGCAGGAGUAAUAGCAUCAAUAGCAUUAGCAUCAGGAUUAGCAGCAAUAGGACUAGCACCUGGAUUAUUUGGAGGAUUAUUGGGACUUGUGUUAUUACUUGCGGCAGGAGCAGCAAUUUUUGGAUCAGAUGGGAGAAGACAAUCAAACCAGCAGCAGAUUCAAGGAGCAGAUGUGAUGUUACCGACUGCUGUUUUUUUACUUUUGGUUUUAUUUUGUUUUCUUGUUGCAUCUUUGGGUGUGUUUCGAUGUUGCUGCUUGCUGUUUCUCUUCCUGUUCCUGUGGUUUCUGCUGUGCUACCGCUCUGAAAGGCACUGAUCUUUGAUCAUUAAGAAGGCGAACCAGUAUAAAAGCCUCAAAAAGAGAAACUAAGGACUUUUGUUCACCUGCAUCAGUCAUCCUUUCGGCCUAGCUUAUUUCUUUUAGCCUUUAUUGUUGUGAAUUCAGUGUAGGCUACUCCUAUUAUUGUAAAGUCAUUGUUUUGCUACUAAUGUCACUUCUGUGUACUAAUG
This is a messenger RNA of Carassius carassius (crucian carp), 1185 nucleotides long. RefSeq lists its product as uncharacterized. NCBI's taxonomy places the organism in Eukaryota, Metazoa, Chordata, Actinopteri, Cypriniformes, Cyprinidae. Bases 71 to 991 code for a protein of 306 amino acids. The transcript is spliced from 2 exons. The record is from RefSeq and is a predicted model, not a curated record.